CUCGUCUCCUCCCCUCCUCUCGCCGCUCGCUCGUUCGCUCUUGGCUCACCCUCUUUUCAUUGGCGCCACGGCUAGGCCCCUUGUCAGGACAACUGUCGCGACUCGAUCGACGCACGCUGGCUGGUGACGCCAGCGAGGAUAUUCCAAGGAACCAGAAAGCAAGGACAAUUACGCCUAACGGCGUUUCGCAACGUCUAUCUCUAUCUGCCUCCGUCCACGCCCGCCUCGACGGCUUUCCCAUUCACGCCUCGCCCUACAUUCCGAAGGGGCUGCAUCGAUUGAACCCGGUGGGCAAAAGGGGGUAGCAAGUGACCGCCAACAUGGGUUGCGGACCUUCAAAAGAGGACAAGGAGGGGGCGGCCAGGAACGAGGAGAUCGAGGCACAACUCAAGAAGGACAGGCUCGCGCAGAAAAAUGAGAUCAAGAUGCUGCUCCUUGGCGCGGGAGAGUCAGGAAAAUCAACAAUCCUUAAGCAGAUGAAGCUCAUCAACCUGGGGUCCUACACACCGGACGAGAGGGAGUCGUACAAGGAAAUCAUCUUUUCCAACACACUGCAAUCGAUGCGAGUCAUCCUCGAUGCCAUGGAAUCGCUCGACAUCCCCGUCGAGAACGCAGACAACAACCGAAGGGCCGAAGUGAUCCUUAGCCUCCCACCACAGAUCGACGCCGAGAGCUUGCCGAGGCACGUCGCCGAUGCCGUCGAUGGCCUCUGGCAUGACCGUGGCGUCCAGACCUGCUUCGCCAGGAGCAGAGAAUUUCAACUCAACGACUCGGCUUCCUACUACUUUGACUCGAUCCAACGAAUGGCCUCGCCAAAUUACUUGCCGACGGACCAGGACGUGCUGCGAUCGAGGGUCAAGACAACGGGAAUCACAGAGACACACUUCCAGAUCGGUGAUCUCAAGUACAAGGUCUUUGACGUCGGUGGACAGCGGUCAGAGCGAAAGAAGUGGAUUCACUGCUUUGAAAACGUCACUGCCAUCCUCUUCCUCGUCGCCAUUUCCGAAUAUGACCAAUUGCUGUACGAGGACCAGAAUGUGAACCGGAUGCAGGAAGCCUUGACGCUCUUCGACUCGAUCUGCAAUUCGCGUUGGUUCGUUCGAACCUCAAUCAUCCUCUUCCUCAACAAGAUCGACCUCUUCAGACAGAAGCUGCCGACAAGCCCCAUGUCCGACUACUUUUCAGAUUACACUGGUGGCCAAGACUACGAUGCGGCGUGCGAGUACAUUGUCAACCGCUUCGUCAGCCUCAACCAGAGCGACUCCAAGACCAUCUAUUCGCACUUCACGUGUGCAACCGAUACCAAUCAGAUCAAAUUCGUCAUCUCAGCCGUCAACGAUGUCAUCAUUCAGGUGAACCUCAAGUCUUGUGGACUACUGUGAGCGUCAAUCGCCUCGUUACAGCCUUCCGCAGGGUUCAUGUUGUUCACCCCGAGUGUCAAUCUCUCUCUCUCUCUCCUCUUUCAACCCCCUUCAAUAUAACAAUGCCAUAUACCGACCGACCGACCGACUGCUGCUUUUGGACCUGUGUUGCCGUCAUUCGACUUCCUCGCCCUCCAUCCUAUCUCGACUUUCGCCACGCUCAGGCUCUGAACGUUGAUCCGCCAAGCUCGUUCUCGCCUCCUGCCAGCAACUUCGUCAUGAUCAACCCAUCAGACAAUCAUGUGAAUGGCGGAAAUCGAGGGUCGAUGAAAUUUACUUCUUGGGCGCCCUCCGAUCU
Messenger RNA from Acaromyces ingoldii, 1719 nucleotides. RefSeq names its product putative guanine nucleotide-binding protein alpha-1 subunit. Lineage: Eukaryota; Fungi; Basidiomycota; Exobasidiomycetes; Exobasidiales; Cryptobasidiaceae. Gene Ontology annotation, biological process: G protein-coupled receptor signaling pathway. Gene Ontology annotation, molecular function: GTP binding; G-protein beta/gamma-subunit complex binding; G protein-coupled receptor binding. The coding region runs from base 321 to 1382 and encodes 353 amino acids. Gene Ontology annotation, cellular component: heterotrimeric G-protein complex. The transcript is spliced from 6 exons. The record is from RefSeq and is a predicted model, not a curated record.